CUCCAGCGGCUCCCGGGACCUCAGUCGCCCGCCCCACCCCGGCGAUGGGCUCCCAGGCCACGCAGCUGGUGGAGGCUGCCGACUUCGCGGCGCGCAAGCACCGACUGCAGCGGCGGAAGGACCCCGAAGGGACACCCUACAUCAACCACCCUAUCGGUGUGGCUCGGAUCCUGACCCAUGAGGCGGGAGUCACUGACAUUGUGGUGUUACAGGCAGCGCUGCUCCAUGACACAGUGGAGGACACAGACACCACCCUGGAUGAGGUGGAGCUGCACUUUGGGGUCCAAGUGCGGCGUCUGGUGGCGGAGGUAACAGAUGACAAGACGCUGCCCAAGCUGGAGAGAAAGCGGCUGCAGGUGGAGCAAGCGCCCCACAGCAGUCCCGGGGCUAAACUGGUGAAGCUGGCAGACAAGCUGUACAAUCUGAGGGACCUGAAUCGCUGCACCCCAGUGGGAUGGUCUGAACAUCGAGUCCAGGAAUACUUCGAGUGGGCAGCGCAAGUGGUGAAGGGGCUUCAGGGGACAAACCGACAGCUGGAAGAGGCUCUAAAGCAGCUGUUUAAGGAGCGAGGGCUGACACUCUGAGUGGUGCUUGGAGCCAUCAGGUGGCCCAAACUCCAGCCUUCCCCAGGCCAGAAAGGAUUCAUAUUACCAGCCUUUCGGUGCUUUUGGAUCUCACUCCCUGAUUUAUUCAGCCCAGAUAUCUCUCAGUGUUUCCUGCCAAUUAAGCUGAGCCCUGGAUUGAGGAAAUCAGAUGCAGCUCAUCCAUUCCUGGUGCAUUCACUGCCCCUUCUGCUUGGGUCUGUUUGCUGUUUCGUUUGCAUGGGCAAAACUCUCCCCGCCCCCGCUCCAGGGACUUGGGCUUAUAUAAGCACUCGUUCAUAAGUCAUUAUGAAAAAUAAAACAUUUUGGGUAAAGGUUUAA
Molecule: messenger RNA, 923 nt
Organism: Suricata suricatta (meerkat)
Lineage: Eukaryota; Metazoa; Chordata; Mammalia; Carnivora; Herpestidae
Gene: HDDC3
Product: HD domain containing 3
Exons: 4
Coding region: 45-584 (179 amino acids)
Molecular function (GO): guanosine-3',5'-bis(diphosphate) 3'-diphosphatase activity
Source: RefSeq, a predicted model, not a curated record